CGCAGGCUUGAAACAUAACUUCCUUUCAAAGUGCCAACAUGGCGUUGUCAACAGUAGUAGUGUUAGCGAUCAGCUUUUUACAAGUUUCAUAUGGUCUUUAUUUUCACAUUGGCGAAACUGAAAGAAAGUGUUUCAUAGAAGAAAUACCAGAUGAAACAAUGGUUGUUGGUAACUAUAAAGUCCAAGCUUAUGACCACAAUACUAAAGACUACAUGCCUGUCUCACCUGAUAUUGGCAUGCAUGUAGAAGUUAAUGAUCCUGACAGUAAGGUUAUAUUAUCUAGGACAUAUGCUGCUGAAGGUCGAUUUACUUUCACCUCCCACACAGCUGGAGAGCAUGUCAUUUGCCUCAACUCUAACUCAUCUGCUUGGUUCAAUGCUGGUCAACUGAGAGUACAUUUGGACAUCAACGUGGGCGAGCAUGCCGUAGACUACCAGCAGGUUCAGGCCAAGGACAAGCUGACUGAGCUGCAGUUGAGGGUGAGACAGCUGCUGGACCAGGUGGAGCAGAUCACUAAAGAGCAAAACUACCAGAGGUACCGCGAGGAGAGGUUCAGACAGACAAGUGAAAGCACUAACCAGCGAGUAUUGUGGUGGUCCAUAGCUCAGACCCUUAUACUUCUCAUCACAGGAUUCUGGCAGAUGCAGCAUCUUAAGAGUUUCUUUGAGGCUAAGAAACUUGUUUAAACUUGGGAGAACUAGUGCUUAUUUGUUAGUCUGGAGGUUUUACCUGAGAUGUGGAUGUUUUGAGUGUCUUUGGAAGAUAAAACAUGAAAACUUUGAAUAAUUGAGAUAUAUGUAUAUUAUUGAGUUCUUGGCUUUUAAAUUUUAAUUAGUACUGUUAUGUAGAAUUUUAUUUUUAAAAAAGGUUUUUCAAAGUAUUUUGAUUGAGAGUGAAUGUUGUGUGAAUUUUUUUGGUACUGAUGUACAAAUUUUGUUGAGUAUCUGCAGCAAAUGUGGUAUCUGUGGGUAGGUGGGUGUUGGCUUAUCUUCUCAUUUUGUUUUCAUCUUUUAACUUUUUAUCUCCGACAUUUUUUGUAACUGCCAUGCUGGGAUAUUAAACCCAUUAUUUCAUACAUUUAUUUAAAUAAAAUUUUCUUUAAUCAAACCAACUACUUUAUGCUGUCAUUUGCUGUGGUAUGGUAACAUAGAUUGUGUCAGAUGCACUGAUUAAACUUCUUACCUAGUAGUUAUUGAUCCCCUUUAAAAUGAAAUAAAAAUGAAUAAUAAUUGCUAAGUAGAAUAGCUAUCAUACUAAUCAGCACCAUCAAUGUAUAAAAAAUAUGUAGUCUUAACAUGUAAGUCAUGCUGUUCUUGUUUCAAUGAAACAUUUGAUAAAUGAUGUAAAGUUUUCAUGCGCAAUAACAAGUUUCUUAUCUUAAUUUUCUGGUUGAUAUAGUUGCUUGUUUUGUCAAAUGAUAACACUCAAUAAAGCCUGUAUUCCUGUAGUUGAUAAUAUUUAAUUUCUCUCACUUUGUUCAUAUUAAAAUUUCAGUGUUAGAUCACCAAAUCUGUUGUAAUGUAUUACAUUUAUUGAUUCAAUUAGACUCGUGUUUUGUAAAUUGUUAAUUUAUUUAGGGAUAUGAAAUGAGCUUAGCAACAAGUUGAAUGAAAUAAAAACUAUCUGAAA
Physella acuta is the source of this 1629-nucleotide messenger RNA. RefSeq names its product transmembrane emp24 domain-containing protein eca. NCBI's taxonomy places the organism in Eukaryota, Metazoa, Mollusca, Gastropoda, Physidae. The record is from RefSeq and is a predicted model, not a curated record.